Quercus robur (English oak) is the source of this 2058-nucleotide messenger RNA. RefSeq lists its product as uncharacterized. The transcript is spliced from 9 exons. The record is from RefSeq and is a predicted model, not a curated record. The coding region runs from base 147 to 1880 and encodes 577 amino acids. NCBI's taxonomy places the organism in Eukaryota, Viridiplantae, Streptophyta, Magnoliopsida, Fagales, Fagaceae.
AAAACGCAGCCGUGGACGCAGAUCCAAACCGCACCUCAGUCUCUUUCUCUUCAAACAAGAAGAAGAAGAAGAAGACUUUAGUUUCAGUGUCAAAAAUCUUUUCUCUUUCUUUCAAGAGAGAAAAGAAAGGGACCAAACGACAAAAAAUGCGACCAAAUGUUACACAGAGACAGGUUGAAUCUUGUGAGAUAUGUGGUGGUGAUCAGUAUAGAGAAAAGAUAGUUCUAUGCAAUAAUUGCUAUACUCGUCAACACAUUUAUUGCAUGCAGGUUUAUCACUCAAAGGUUCCAAGGGAUUGGGUUUGUGAAUCGUGUCUGUCAGGAGACACAGUUUUGCCAGAAGCUGGUGUGAAGGAAGACAAAAAGAGAACUAUGCAUACAGAAAGUCCCAGUUCAGGGUGGCAGGCUAAUUCUAAAAGGCAAAAGCCUAUUCCAACUGGCAAAGUGAAGUACAUGCCAACUGCCGAAGUCAUUAAGCUAUCUUCAGCCCCCCAAAAAGUCUCUCCUUUGCAAAUGAAAUUUGGCCCAAGAUCUGGUCCUUCAUGUUUCACAGCAUCAUCACAGAGUAAUCCAGUUGGAUUUAGAACUGCCACUCCAAAGUCAUCAACUUUCAGGGUGCAAGCAAAUCCUAGACUUGGACCUUCAGGACUUAUGAUGAAGCCUCCUAGUUUCAGCAGUGUGCAACUCAAUUCACCAAUCAAUAAACAGGCACCUCAAGUAUCAAAGACAGUAAAAGGAAAUGAAGCUCUUCUAGCUUGCAAAAAGGAGCUUGUUAUUGAGAAAGUGGAUGCCCUGAUUCGUGACACAAAGAUACAGAAGAAUGAGAAAGUGGAUGCCCUGAUUCCUGAUAAAAAGAUACAGAAGAACACAGUCAUGUCUGGAAAUGAAGCUCUUCUAGCUUCCAAAAUGGGGCGUGUUAUUGAGAAAGUGGAUGCCCUGAUUCCUGACAAAAAGAUACAGAAGAAAACAGUCAUGUCAGGAAAUGAAGCUCUUCUAGCUUCCAAAAAGGAGCUUGUUAUUGAGAAAGUGGAUGCUCCAAUUCCUUACUCAAAGAUACCAAAGAAUGAGAAAGUGGAUGCCCUGAUUCCUGACUCAGAGAUACAGAAGAACACGAGGCAAUCCACAUGGAGGCCUAUACCAAAAGGUGGUAAAUUCCAAGCUUUCUUUAGACAUGAGAACUCUGAUGCUGUAGAAAGUGAAUUGCUGAAUAGUCUAUUUAAAUUCAAGCUAUAUCGUGAUUAUCUCCCUGCCCUACAUGCAACCUGGAGGGGAAGCAUUCUUGUUGCUGCCAAACCUGGUGACAUUUAUUGUGGGUUGCUGGCUCAAACUGGUGACAUUUAUCGUGGGUUACAGGCUCAACCUCCACGGACUGUUAGUGGCAGGGCAUAUGAGUUAUCACUAAGAUUGCCUCUAACCCUUCGAGUUAUGCUGCUUCCUCGAUCCCAAAUUUGGGCAGAUCUUUUCCAGAAUGAUUAUCCCGAUCUGAAUGACAUUGCACUAUAUUUUUCUCCUGAUGAUAAAAUUGAGAGAUCCAAAGAGAGUAUUUCCUGCCUGUCUGAGCUGAUGGAGGACGAAAAUGUAAUUUUGAGAAUCUGCAUUGAGGGUGUGGAUUUGUUGAUAUUUACAUCAAAACAGCUGCAUGUGGACUCACAGAAUGUUAUUGCACGGCUCGAAGCAGGAUACGUCUUGUGGGGAAUCUUUCUUCCUGUAAAAGAUAAUCAGACUCAGGAACCAGCUCGUGUUGAAUCAUCCAUUAGAGUGGCAUCUACAAGCGUCAUCGAUAAAUACCGUCAUUUCCUUGGGGACAUUAAAGCUGGCCCUGAACCUUUUUCAUUACGAACUAAAACUAGUCCAACUUUAUAUACACUAAGUCAAAGUUAAGAGAGUAGUGACUCAUUUGCAUAAUCAUAGUAUAUUUGUACAGUUCUUUUUUUUAGGGAAAUAUUUGUACAGUUCUUAAAUGAUCAGAUCAGUGUAGCACAUAUUGUUUUAUCAUGGAAAACUUCAUUAGUCCACAAACUGAAAUGGCAAUUUUUUAACGUCACAUUAUUUUUCUUAG